Messenger RNA from Oldenlandia corymbosa var. corymbosa, 807 nucleotides. NCBI's taxonomy places the organism in Eukaryota, Viridiplantae, Streptophyta, Magnoliopsida, Gentianales, Rubiaceae. The record is from the annotation of a GenBank genome assembly.
AUGGGAACAGAGGAAUGGACAGUUGUUUUGGCUCGUUCUGGUAGAAAGAAAAGGGGUUUUCAAAAGAUGAUUAUUCCACCCAAAAUGCUUGAACCUGCCAAGCCUUGGGCUCCUGAAAAUUCUGAAAAUGAUCCUGAAAGGGAGUUGAAAUUGAUGGGGAAGAUGCAUACUUAUGUUGAGUCCCUCCAGAGCUCCCAAUUUUACCAAGCCUUCAUGGAUCAAAUCCAAAGGAGUGAAAUGUCUGAUCUUAUAGGUAAGGUUUUGGUGUCAGAAGAGAAAAUGUCGAUGGUCGUUUAUGGUAUAGGCAGCAUUGAAUCGUAUGAACCGCCUCGUUUACAACUUGGCCUAGCUAUAUUGAUGAAAAAGAACUUGUCUUGGAUUGGAGACGUGGAGGUGUUUGAUCCGGUUAUUUCUUCUGUCGAAUCAAAAGUUCUGUCUGCAUUCGGCUUUUCUGUUCUAUCCAUCAAUGAAGAGGGUCAGCGUCAAGCUUCAAAACCGACAUUCUUCUUCAUGCCUCACUGUGAAGCUGUGUUGUAUAAUAAUCUAUUGCGAGCCAAUUGGGAAGUAAAUCGCCUGAAUCAGAUUGUAUUGUUGGGAAAUAGUUUCAAUGGGUACGAGCAAGUGGUUUCAACUUCCAUGCUUUCAGUUCGAGAGGAAACACAUGGCCAUAUCUUUGCCGUCAGGAGUUUCACUAAAGAGUUCCCUGUUAAUACAGUGUCAGAUGACUAUUUUCGUGCAUUCCAUACUUCUAGUUGGCACUUUUUCAAUGUUGAAUCAGAUGCAGACUUACAAUUGCUUAAACUCUGA